Acanthaster planci (crown-of-thorns starfish) is the source of this 1553-nucleotide messenger RNA. NCBI's taxonomy places the organism in Eukaryota, Metazoa, Echinodermata, Asteroidea, Valvatida, Acanthasteridae. The record is from the annotation of a RefSeq genome assembly.
AUGCAACUAAGGCGAUGAUUUUUUUCAACAAAACACAAGGGCAUCGGGACACUAUAUCUAAUAUUUGGGGCCUGAGCAGGAAUGGUUGGAACAGCCAUGAGAGUAAUAAUACGAACAGAACUAGCCCAACCAGGCUCACUCCUCCAAGACGACCAAAUAUACAACGUAAUAGUUACAGCUCACGCUUUAGUAAUGAUAUUCUUCAUGGUAAUGCCAAUUAUGAUCGGAGGAUUCAGUAACUGACUGAUCCCUCUAAUGAUCGGAGCACCCGAUAUGGCCUUCCCCCGAAUGAACAACAUGAGCUUUUGACUAGUACCCCCCUCUUUUCUACUACUCCUAGCAUCAGCCGGAGUAGAAAGAGGCGCUGGAACCGGAUGAACCAUCUACCCUCCAUUAUCUAGCGGCCUAGCCCACGCCGGAGGAUCAGUGGACCUUGCAAUAUUCUCACUCCACCUUGCAGGAGCAUCCUCUAUCCUGGCCUCCAUAAAAUUCAUCACUACUGUAAUAAACAUGCGGACCCCAGGAAUCUCGUUCGACCGUCUACCACUAUUCGUCUGAUCAGUAUUCGUAACAGCAUUUCUGCUACUCCUUUCCCUUCCCGUUCUAGCUGGAGCUAUAACAAUGCUUCUCACCGACCGAAACGUAAACACAACCUUCUUUGACCCCGCGGGGGGAGGAGACCCUAUUUUAUUCCAGCACCUUUUCUGAUUCUUUGGGCAUCCAGAGGUGUACAUUCUUAUACUUCCAGGAUUUGGAAUGAUAUCCCACGUAAUCGCUCACUACUCAGGUAAGAGAGAACCUUUUGGCUACCUAGGUAUGGUCUACGCUAUUGUGUCUAUUGGGAUUUUAGGGUUUCUAGUGUGAGCUCACCACAUGUUUACAGUCGGUAUGGACGUAGACACUCGGGCAUACUUCACAGCUGCAACAAUGAUAAUAGCCGUACCCACAGGAAUCAAGGUCUUCAGGUGAAUGGCAACGCUACAAGGCAGGAACCUCCGAUGAGAUACACCACUGCUUUGAGCCCUAGGAUUUGUAUUCUUAUUUACCAUUGGGGGACUGACAGGCGUAAUCCUGGCAAAAUCAUCCAUCGAUGUCAUCCUCCACGACACCUAUUACGUAGUCGCCCACUUCCACUAUGUCCUAUCAAUGGGUGCAGUGUUUGCUAUUUUCGCAGGAUUCACACACUGAUUCCCUCUCUUUUCUGGAGUAGGACUACACCCCCUAUGGGGGAAGAUCCACUUCGCAUUAAUGUUCAUAGGAGUAAACCUCACCUUUUUCCCCCAACACUUCCUAGGAUUAGCAGGUAUGCCACGACGAUACUCCGACUACCCGGACGCCUAUACCCUUUGGAAUACUAUCUCAUCCAUAGGCAGCACCAUAUCCCUCGUAGCAACACUGAUAUUCCUAUUUAUCAUUUGGGAAGCCUUCACUUCCCAGCGAACCACUGUUCGACCCGAAUUCGCACCCUCCUCACUAGAAUGACAAUACUCUUCCUUUCCCCCCUCCCAUCACACCUUCGACGAAAUUCCGGCAACCGUAUACUUAAUUAAGUA